AUGGUCUGGGGCGAAAUUUGUGGGGACCAGAAGACAGAUCUCGUCAUCAUCAACGGUAAUCUCACCGCACGCUGUUACAUCGACGAGAUUUUACGGCCUGUGGUGCCGCCCGACCUGCAUCGUCACCCAAGGACUCUGUUUCAACAGGACAACACCACACCUCACACAGCUCGGAUCACUAGUGACUUCCUCAACACUAACAACAUCAACGUUAACCUGCUACAGUGGCCAGCGAGAUCACCCGAUCUGUCUCCAAUCGAACACCUCUGGGACCAACUGGGGCAACGCCCUAUUUACGGUGGAGCCUUCAACGUAAACAUCGAAUCUCGACAGGUUGGAGUUCCAAGCCGAGAUGUGCAGGCGUCACUGGCGUCCUCCGCCAAGCGUUGCCCAAGAUGUCAAACACUGCUUUGUUGCAUUGUUGUUACAGGUGGCCCGCCAGAUAAGCGUAUUUGGAUCCGUGACGACUACUGUGAUGCCACGUCACAUGGGUGUAUUUGGAUCCAUAAAAAACAUUGUUCACAACCUGCCCCAACAUCUUGUGUGACAUCUGCCCAAACAUCGUCCGGAGUGACAACUGCCCAAACAACAUCUGGUGAGACACCUGCCCAAACAACAUCCGCUGUGACAUCUGCCCCAACAUCGUCACCUGCCCAAACAUCGUCCGGUGUGACAACUGCCCAAACACCAUCCGGUGUGACAUCUGCCCAAACAACAUCUGGUGGGACACCUGUUCAAACAACAUCUGCUGAAAGAUCAGACACAACAUCAUCAUCCUCUAACGGACAAACUACAGAUGUACAAAUCGUGGAAAACAUAUGCCCAGACUGUGAACAGAAAAGCGGAAUAUGUGUUUGGGUUCCAUCUGACGGUCCUCCUGUGGAAGAAGUGAAUAAGCUUAUCAAGUCACUUCUUUUGGAGAAGAAGACACUCUCGAGCUACAAACAUACGAAGACAUCGGCUAAAGACGAUCGGCCAUCUGCCAAAGCAAUCGGACAGACUGGAGUCGUCCUCUGUGUCCUCGGGUUUGUCGGAGUGGUUCUUCUUGACGCUGGUAGACUCGUCAACUGGCUUGAGAUGCGACGGAGAAGACGACUGUCCUUCCGCCCAUGAGAGCGAUUCUCUUCAAGUCAGAGUUCAGUGAUUCGCACAGUGUAUGCUUGUGAGCACAUUUCAAGGUUUCAAAUGGAUUAUAUUGUAAUCUUAAUUAUUAGUUGGAGGGUUUAUGGUACAUCUUUUCUGCUUGGUUUCCUUGAUAUAACAGAUCUGUGAAUUCGAAAUACGUUUUACUAUCAAUAUCACUUAAAUGUUGGUGUGUUAUCAAAAACAUUCUGUGCUAACUUCGCUUGUUAUAUUUGGCCUAUGAAUUAUAUAAAUACGAAACGUUUAUCAAUGGCACUUAAUGGAUUGUGUAUUAUGACAGAUAUUUUGUGCUAAAUUUCAUUGCUAUAUCUCGCCUGUCAACCUGAAAUAUCAAUCAAUUAUCAAUCUUACUUAAUUGUUAGAAUUCUUUAUGACAGAUAUUUUGCGCUAAAUUUCAUUGCUAUAUCUCGCCUGUCAACCUGAAAUAUCAAUCAAUUAUCAAUCUUACUUAAUUGUUAGAAUUCUUUAUGACAGAUAUUUUGCGCUAAAUUUCAUUGCUAUAUCUCGCCUGUCAACCUGAA
Haliotis rubra (blacklip abalone) is the source of this 1664-nucleotide messenger RNA. RefSeq lists its product as uncharacterized. NCBI's taxonomy places the organism in Eukaryota, Metazoa, Mollusca, Gastropoda, Lepetellida, Haliotidae. The record is from RefSeq and is a predicted model, not a curated record. The transcript has 7 exons. The coding region runs from base 1 to 1113 and encodes 370 amino acids. Gene Ontology annotation, molecular function: nucleic acid binding.